AGAAGGAGCCAUUUUACAGUCAGCUCUGUGGAAUCGUUUUUUUAGGAAAAUCCCUGCGUUUUAAAACACAUUCCUAUUUUUGUACUGACUACAAUGAUGGAGCCUUUUUCUGACCAGAUUGUGAUGUUCAUGCUGGCUGCAAGCAUGAUGGAGGAAGAAAGUGCUGAUGAACAUCAGGAUCCAGGUCAGCAAAUGUCUGCAUUGGGUGAGCCAGUAUUGCGGGUUUCAUUUCCACGUCCACGCCAGUAUCGCACUAGGCGUGAACUGGAGGAUCUCUGCGAGUUCGAGGUGAUACAAAAUUAUCGCUUAUCGACUCGCAACAUAUAUUCGCUGUACGCUCUGUUGGAGGCCGACUUGGAACCUCGGGCACGGUCAAAUCGUGCAAUCAGCGGUUUUCAGAAACUGCUGGGGACGUUACAUUUUUUGGCGUCAGGCACAUUCCAGCCUACACUGUCUCAAACAUGCGGUUUUUCACAGUCGACACUGUCGCGCUGUAUAACCCAAGUCAUUAGGGCUUUCCGCAAAUUGACGAUCCAGUACAUCACUUUUCCAGAGACGGACAGCGAAUGUCGUGAGAUCAAAUUAGGCUUUUUCAACAAAUACAAAUUUCCCAAUGUGCUGGGCACGAUUGACUGUACCCACGUGCAGAUCAGACCGCCACGGAAUUCAGAGGAAUGUUUUCGGAACCGAAAACAGUUCCAUUCACUGAACGUGCAGGCGGUCUGUGAUGUAAACAUGAGAUUUUUGAACAUUUUUGUGGGAUUUCCUGGAUCAUCUCACGACUCCUUCAUCCUAAGCCAGUCAUCGCUGUUUGACAAGUUCGAAACAGGAAACAUGCCUGGUGGCUGGCUGUUAGGCGAUGCGGGUUAUCCAAACAAACCGUGGCUGUUGACCCCAUUGUCUAAUCCUGUUGGUAGAGCAGAAAAACGUUACCAAGAGAGACACAUUGCAUCGAGGCAAAUAAUUGAACGUGCCUUCGGUGUACUUAAAAGCCGGUUUCGAUGUUUAGACACUUCAGGCGGUGCUCUUUUGUACUCACCGUCGAAGGUUUGCGACAUGGUAAAUGCAUGUUGUAUUUUACACAACAUAUGUGUCGCAAACCGUUUGCCGGUGACUCUUCGUCGUAGUGCUUUCCUACGCGGGAACCGGUCUUCUGCUCUACCGGUGGGUAUGGGCGAAGGAGAGGAUUCCCGGCGGACAUUGAUCCAAAAUUUUUUUGCAGUUGCCUGUGAGUAUACUGACAACAUUUGUAUUAUCGUGUAAACUGCCAUUGGAAUUUUUUUUAAAAAACCUCUUCAUUUAUCUAUUACAGAGUUUUACAUCCUGUUGAUGUAUAUUCCCAGGCCGUGUUUAUACAGUUCGUUCCCCUCUGUUUUAUCCUGUUGUUGGGUUACCGCAAAUAUUUGACCCUUUUAUCCAACUCUACCAUGGGCGACCUACUGGUGAUGUGGACCUGACCCUCCGCCAUGUAGCAGACAACCACCUCAGGUCCUGCGGUGUAUCUUCCCAAGUGGCGUGGAUGUGAGGAGACACGACAUUUCACCCGAUGUUCCAUGGGCAACCUACUGGUGAUGUGGACCUGACCCUCCGCCAUGUAGCAGACAACCACCUCAGGUCCUGCGGUGUAUCUUCCCAAGUGGCGUGGAUGUGAGGAGACACGACAUUUCACCCGAUGUUCCAUGGGCGACCUACUGGUGAUGUGGACCUGACCCUCCGCCAUGUAGCAGACAACCACC
Molecule: messenger RNA, 1736 nt
Organism: Pseudophryne corroboree (corroboree frog)
Lineage: Eukaryota; Metazoa; Chordata; Amphibia; Anura; Myobatrachidae
Product: putative nuclease HARBI1
Exons: 4
Coding region: 94-1263 (389 amino acids)
Source: RefSeq, a predicted model, not a curated record